AUGAGCAAAAAUCAAAACCAUCGAUUUCAACAUACUAUGUCAACUAUUUAUUAUUGUAUUCCUUGUGUAGAAAAAUUCAAAUGCAAGAAAAAUAAUAUUGAAAAAGAAAUUCAAGAUCGAGAACAAAUAUAUAAAGAAACUGGAAAAAUAUCAACUUGUUUCAAAUGUAAUCAGGAACAUUGGAGAUGUAAAGAUGAUAGAUGUGAACAAUGUUGUAAGUUACGUGAAUGUAAUGAUAUAAUAUGUUCAUAUUGUCAAUCAACAGAUCAAGAAUGUCGACGUGUUUUACCUAAAACAAUAGAAGAAUUUAAAGCUCUUGAGGAAUUAGGUGUGACAUUAUCAUCAGGUCAAUAUGAGCCUACAAAAACAGGUCAAAUUCAUGAGCAAGCAUAUUUUCAGUUUAAAGAUCGUCAAACUGUAAAAUCAGCAAAAGCUAUGUUGAAACAUAAAUCGAUGAAUUUUCCAAAAUAUUUAAAUGGAGAUUCAGAGCAAAAUUUAGCAUAUAGUGUUAAGGAAUGGGAUAGAUGUAAAGAUCCUAAACAUGUUAAAAAAUGUAAAUGUGAUUAUAAGAUAAAAGAAAAUAUAUGUAAUAUUUGCAAUGAAUCUUGUAUCGAAAAAAGAAAAUAUUCUCGUUGGACAGAUAAAGAUGGUAAUAUACUUCUUCAAGAAUCUGUUGGACCUUGGACGUUUGGAACAUAUCGUUAUUUACUACCUUCAAAAGAAUUUUCCGAGUUGAAAGAUGAACUGGAGGAAAAAAAAUCUGUUGAAUUUGAAGCAAUAAUAGAAGGAAAUAGAAAACUUUUAGAAGGUGCAACACUUUUAGAAGUUUUCAAAUUAAAUAUAGAUAAAGUUCGAUAUUCAAAUAGUUAUGAAAGUAUGAAAAAAAUUUAUCAAGAUUUAAUUAUAGAAAAAAAAAAGAAAGUUGAAAGAUUUUGGAGGCCAGUGACAUUUUAUUUUUUUGGUGAUGGUGGAGCAGGAAAAUCGAAUCUUGUGCAAAAAUUAUUCCAUGAAUGGUAUACAGUAGUUAGAUGGGAUGAUAUUGUAAAUUAUUUGAAUGAUACUCCUGCAGAAGUUGAGGUCAAACGUAAAGGAUUUAAACCUUUUUUAGCAAAAUAUAUCUUUAUGACAUCACGAAGAUCUCCUGAGGAAUCAUUUAAUUUUGGUCAACGUAAUAAGAGUGAAGAUGAGGUUCAUAGAGAUUGGGGUCAGUUCGAUAGAAGACUUGAUUUCAUCAUUGAGUUUAAAGGAAAAUGGAAUGAUGAUAUUGAUUUACGUACAACAGAGUUGAUCUUUCAUAGAGGUUCUGAGGAGGAGUUUAGAAAUAUGAUUUGGGAUUUGAAAUAUGAUAAAGGAGAAUACACUACAGAUGAAUUGACAGAAGUUGUUAAAGAUUUGAAUAAGGAUGAGGAUGGAGAGAUCGUGAUUAAGAAUAAUCAAGUAUAUUGGAGACGUCAUUUUCCUGAAUUCAAGAAGAGAUAUUUGCGAGAUUAUCCAAGGUGUAAAGAAUUGUCUGAUUACAAACAAGAAGUUCUUUUAGAAAAUCAAAGUAUUGACAUUCAAAUGGUUUACAUGGAAGAUACUGAAGAUAUUAUAGAAUCAAGUACAAUCAAAAGAACUUAUGAAUUUUUUGAUUCUAAUGAAAGUGAAAGUAGUAAUAAACAUAGAAAAUAA
Molecule: messenger RNA, 1671 nt
Organism: Scutellospora calospora
Lineage: Eukaryota; Fungi; Glomeromycota; Glomeromycetes; Diversisporales; Gigasporaceae
Source: the annotation of a GenBank genome assembly